AUGUCUAUGCGCGUUGCUGUCCGGACAGGACGCCGCUUGGCUACCGCGUCGCGUUCGUUGUCGGCGGCAGCAACGAGGGUUUCACCGCGUUUCAUUCAUUCAUCGCCCAUCUCGAAAGCUUCGGAGUCCCCAUUCACGGAGCAGACUUCGCCAAAUCCUACCAUUACAAAGUAUGCCGAAGCAGCGGAGAAACUGCACGAAUAUGGAUCCUAUUUAAUCCAGUGUCUUCCAAAAUACGUUCAACAAUUCUCCGUCCUCAGGGAUGAAUUGACGCUCUACGUCUGCCCCUCCGGCGUUGUGCCCGUCCUCACAUUCUUGCGAGACCACUCGCAAUGUCAGUUUAAGGGCUUGAUGGACAUUAGCGGCGUGGACUUCCCUGAACGCGACAAGCGUUUCGAGAUCGUAUAUCAUCUCUUGAGUUACAAGUACGGUGGAAGGAUUAGGGUCAAGACGUAUGCUGGAGAGGCGGAUACUGUUCCGAGUGCUACUGAAGUGUACAGUGGUGCAAAUUGGUACGAGCGGGAAGCCUGGGACUUGUUCGGUAUAUUCUUCAAGGGUCAUCCCGACCUUCGUCGCAUCCUUACCGAUUACGGGUUCGAAGGGCAUCCCCUGCGGAAGGAUUUCCCAUUAACUGGAUACACCGAGGUGCGCUAUGAUGAGGAGAAGAAGCGCGUGGUGUACGAGCCUCUGCAGUUGACUCAAGCCUUCAGGAACUUCGAGGCGCAGUCCCCUUGGGAGCAAGUCGGCCACGGCACCGAGAGCCCAAAGCCGAAGGAGUUCAAGCCCGUCCCCCCUCCUCCACCUGAGGAGCAGAAGAAAUAG
Messenger RNA from Gloeophyllum trabeum ATCC 11539, 822 nucleotides. RefSeq lists its product as uncharacterized. Bases 1 to 822 code for a protein of 273 amino acids. The record is from RefSeq and is a predicted model, not a curated record. The transcript has 7 exons. Gene Ontology annotation, molecular function: NADH dehydrogenase (ubiquinone) activity. NCBI's taxonomy places the organism in Eukaryota, Fungi, Basidiomycota, Agaricomycetes, Gloeophyllales, Gloeophyllaceae.